GUUCUCCGGUGUCAUGGACAGUUGGAACGUUUGGCACGAGGUUGUUGGCACAAGCUACCACGUCACUCUCGAUCGUCGCACCGCUCUGCCAUGCUCAAGGUCAUCCUCCAGCACCACUCGAAGAUGGGUGUGCUGUUUGUGAUAGCAGCCAUCAUGUGGGAAUACCCUCGCAUCAUGAUGUUCCAGUACCUGCUGGGCAUGGUCAGCGACACCAUCCAGCGCAACACCCAACCUCGCGGCUUGCGUGUGUUCCAGUCCAUGGUGCUCGCGGCCAUGGUGGCUGCGAUUGCGCACGACCUGUCGGUGUUUAAUUCUGCUUCGUCUUCGACCAACGACUUCUCCACCGUUUCGUCGCCAUAUCCCCGUCGCAUUUGGAAAUACGCGGUCGCCACGCCCAUGACGCUGUGCGGUGGCCUCGUUCGCAUUCUGGGCGUGCCUGUAUAUUCACUCGUGGUUGCCGUGUGGGAAGCAGUCGUCGUCCUCUACGGAUUCCCACUCGACGAAGCGCAAUACAGUCGGCUCCAUGAUGCAUAUGUCCAGGAGCUUCGGUCGCGCCCAGAAACGGUACCGCCGCCGCAUCUCUUGACCAACCUUGUCUACUUUGCCACCUCCUCGUCACCUUUAUCGACUACUUCGAUCAAACCCGACCAAAUGGAGCCUCUCUGGACGUACGCGCGUUUUUCCGGCAAAAUCGUCAUUGCGCUGUUCUUUUGCGUGGUGUACGGCCUUGCUGCCUUUUGCAAUGCGCCUGGACUUGAGGGUGAACACCUACGAGAUGCCGCGCGCAACUGCGACGUCGACAGUGCCAGACGAGCGCUCUCACGUGGAACGGACCCCAACUCAAAAGGCCAAGACAAGGCAACCGCACUGCACAUAUGCGGCCAGCAGGCACUACCAGAGAUGGCUCGGCUACUGCUCGAAGCCGGGGCGGACGCGAACGUGCGGGACUCCCUCGGGUUUUCGCCGCUGCACUGGGCAGUUCAACUUCGACGGGAGGAGCCUUGUGUCGAAAAGCGGCUAGAAAUAAUCCGUGUCUUGCUCGAGUAUGGCGCAAACCCGCGGUUGGAGGAUUUUCGAGGAAACACGCCGCUGUCGAUUGCGUCGCGCGCCGAAAACGCUAGGGCUGGGCACGUCAUUGCCAUGUUUGAUCGGGGAGACGAACGUUUUGCACCCGAGGCCACGACGACCCGCGCGAUGGCGUUCCCAACCGUUAGUUGAUAUGUACAUUACCAGGUGAAAUUUACCAGAUUUCUUGCA
This is a messenger RNA of Aphanomyces invadans, 1257 nucleotides long. RefSeq lists its product as hypothetical. NCBI's taxonomy places the organism in Eukaryota, Oomycota, Saprolegniomycetes, Saprolegniales, Verrucalvaceae. The record is from RefSeq and is a predicted model, not a curated record. The transcript has 2 exons. Bases 91 to 1218 code for a protein of 375 amino acids. Gene Ontology annotation, molecular function: protein binding.